GAGGAGGGGUAGAAUGGGAAAGGAGGUCCACCUCACUAGCGUCCUCUCCUGCAUAGUGCCGCUACGUACAUGCACGCAUCGAUCCACAACCUUUUGCUUCGGCGGAGUAGUCAAUCGUCAUUCGUCACCCAUUAAUAUAUAUAAUUCGGUUAAAAUAAGCAUAUUCUCUCUCUCUCUCUCUCUCUUCUCGCUGCACUCUCUCUUCUUCUCCAUCCCUCUCUCUUCCCGAUUGCUUCUUUGGUUCGUUCGCAUUUCGCCUCGUAUCCAUCCCACAUUUUCUCUCUACUCAAAUUGGAAAUCCCUUACCUUCCCAUCGUGUCCGCGGUGGCCAUGGAUGUCUGGUCCGUGCACGUCAAGAACACACAUCAAACGCCCCUUCUGCUGCGAAGCUCGUUUGUCGAUAAAGCCCUUUCCUGGAAUCCGAGGCACUUGAGUUAUUCCGGAGUCGAAGAUGGCAGGGCGUUCGAGAUCAGGGUUUCGAAGCGCAAGGCUGCUGCUUUGUUUUCUCCUUCUAAGUGUCAGCCGUCGAUUGUUAGAGCCAUGGGGAAGAAGAAUCACGGGGGGAAUUCGUCUUCGUCGGGAAAUGGUGAUCGGUUUGUUCCUGGAGGAGAUAGCCCUAAACGAAAUAAUUCUUCUGAUGGAAACAAAUCCAAUAUAAUUUUGGACUGGAGAGAAGUUAGAGCAACUCUCUUUAGGCGGGAGCAGGCAGAAAAGGCAGAAUCAGAAGUUCGUACCAAGGAAGGGGCAUCCUACGAGUCUAAACCUCUAGGCCAGAAAUGGGCCCACCCCAUAACAGUACCUGAGACUGGCUGUGUCCUCGUUGCCACAGAAAAGCUUGAUGGUGUUCGCACUUUUGAGAGAACCGUUAUUCUCCUCCUCCGAUCUGGAACUAGGCAUCCACAUGAGGGGCCAUUUGGGGUUGUCAUUAACCGCCCACUUCCAAAAAAGAUUAAACACAUGAAGCCCUCUAAUCUUGAUCUAGCUACCACUUUUGCUGAUUGCUCUUUGCAUUUUGGUGGCCCCCUUGAGGCAAGCAUGUUUUUGUUAAAAGCAGGUGACAAAUCAAAAAAGCUCCCUGGCUUUGAAGAGGUGAUCCCUGGCCUCUGCUUUGGUGCACGAAACAGUUUGGAUGAAGCUGCUGGACUGGUGAGGAAUGGGGUACUUAAGCCUCAGGACUUCAGGUUCUUUGUUGGAUAUGCAGGCUGGCAGUUGGAUCAAUUGAGAGAGGAGAUUGAGUCAGAUUACUGGUAUGUCGCAGCUUGUAGCUCAAAUUUGAUUUAUGGGGCUUCGGAGUCAUCGGAAAGUCAGUGGGAGGAGAUUUUGCAGCUAAUGGGAGGUCGCUACUCAGAGCUGAGCCGGAAGCCCAAGCAAGAUACACAGUAAUUUCUCAGUGAGUAGGAGCUCAUAGCUUAAAGAGGCAAUUGCUGUAUAUCUGCUGCAAAAUGUACAGGAUGUUUAAGGGGACUACUUUUUUUUUUGGUUAAUUAGUUUUCCUUUUUUCAAAAACUUAUUAUUUUGUAUGUAAUAAGAACUUGAGGUUAUUUAUUUGAAUAAUAGUUGAAGAAUUUCAAUUCCGCCAA
Molecule: messenger RNA, 1580 nt
Organism: Malania oleifera
Lineage: Eukaryota; Viridiplantae; Streptophyta; Magnoliopsida; Santalales; Ximeniaceae
Exons: 3
Coding region: 331-1383 (350 amino acids)
Source: RefSeq, a predicted model, not a curated record